CCCUACUCGACGCGCGAACGGCGCCGUGCGCUCCCGGUCAGUUCACUUCAUUCAUUCACGAAGCUGACAUGGCUCUAGUGCGAUUACGGACUAGUGAAUUAUUUUUAUUAUUAUUUUUAAUAAUUAACACGUGCGCCGCGACCCCACCAUGGAUAUUUUCAAUAAAACAAAACACUAAAACGUGUGAUGUUAACAAAUGUGUGUUUAAUGUUGAUGUGAACGCGAAUAAUGUGGAUGAAUGGUCAUUAACCACAGAGCCGGCGGAUUCCGAACGCAAAUGUGAAUCGUUUUUUGUGAGUAAAGUAUUUGAAAACGUCGUUGUGGAUGUUCCAAAUGAUGGUAGAAAGGUGUAUUUCUGUGUUAAAAGCGGUGGUUUGUGGCACCACCAAGGAGACGGUGUAUAUUUGGAUGCCAAUGACGUCAUCCAGACAGACAGUGAACUCCCCAUCGAAAAUGAUCUCGAUGAUGAUGAUUUCUCCAGUCUCGUCAUACAGUCCUAUUCAUACCCUAACCAACCAACCCUGGCACGAUACCGUCGCCAGGCAGACGCUCCUCAAGACACCACCGUGACUCCUGAAGUCCCAGCAGUCCAAGACGCUGUACCAGAACAGAACAUUACAGACACGAGCCUAGGCCCUAAAAUCUCCCAACCUUCAGGACCUAUUAAGCUCAUGGGUCUUCGUGUCGAAGAGUCGGAUAAGGAACCAAAGAUCGUUGAUGAAUUGAUCACCAGUGUGCUUAGGGAGACACACUUUUAUUUGAGGUUGUUCGGAGAUGGGUUUACAAAUGAUACGAUUAUUGCGUUUACUCAUGCUCCGGCGCAUUAUGGUGAUACUUGCGAUCAUUUGUUGAAUGGGGAGUAUAAGGUAUCCUACGCGGAAUCAGACUCAGCCCUCUUCUACCUCCUCGCCCCCCCACCUCUAGACGACUACAGAUUCUACAUUUGCGCCAAAAACUCCGAAAAGGACCAUUUCCUCCACCAAGGCCCUGAAAAAUGGAAAAUGCUGGCUACACACAACAAACUCUUACCUCUAUGGGCUUCUUUAAUCCUUAUCGUCAUCCUUCUCAUGUUGGCUUCUCUAUUCUCCGGUCUUAACUUGGGUCUGAUGGCCUUAGACAGGACAGAACUUAAAAUUAUUGCGAACACUGGUACGGAGAAAGAAAGAAAGUAUGCCAGAGCUAUCAUGCCUGUAAGGGCCCAUGGAAACUACCUCCUAUGUACCAUUCUUCUCAGUAAUGUAGCCGUGAACAGCACAUUCACGGUCAUUCUUGAUGACUUGACCUCUGGUCUGGUGGCUGUGAUUGGGUCUACGUUGGCGAUUGUGUUCAUUGCUGAAAUUACACCUCAGGCUAUUUGUGCUAGACAUGGGUUGUUGAUCGGUGCUAAGAGUAUUUGGAUUAUGAAGAUUGUCAUGGGUAUCUGCGCCCCCCUCGCGUGGCCGACCAGCAAACUCCUGGACUACUUCUUAGGCGAGGAGAUCGGCACACACUACAAUAGAGAACGUCUAAAGGAACUUGUCAGGGUAACAGACCACGUGAACGAUUUAGACAAGGAAGAAGUGAACAUCAUCUCCGGAGCCCUCGACCUUCGCAAGAAGAAGGUCAGCGACGUGAUGACCAAGCUGAAGGACUGCUUCAUGCUGCCGGUCAACAGCAUCCUGGACUUCGAGACCAUGUCCGAGAUUGUCAAGUCUGGCUACUCCCGCAUCCCAGUAUACGAGGGUUCUCGCGGCAACAUCAUCACGGUGCUGUUCAUCAAAGACCUGGCGUUCGUGGACCCUGACGACAACACGCCGCUGCGGACGCUGUGCCAGUACUAUCAGAACCCCUGCAACUUUGUCUUCGAAGAUGUUACCUUGGAUGUCAUGCUGAAGCAGUUUAAGGAAGGUCACAAAGGUCACAUGGCGUUCGUGCAGCGCAUCGAGGAAGGUGACGGUGACCCCGUGUACGAGACCGUGGGGCUCGUCACCUUGGAAGACGUCAUCGAGGAGAUGAUACAAGCUGAGAUUGUCGACGAAACUGAUGUUAUCAGUGACAACCGCACUAAGAAGCGUCUGGCCCGUCCUCUGAACAAGUUCCAGGACUUAGCAGCCUUCGCUGGCCACCACGAGCACCAGAGAGUGCACGUGUCUCCACAACUUGUGCUGGCCACCUUCCAGUUCCUCAGCACCAGUGUGGAGCCGUUCAGAGUAGACCACAUCUCAGAGACCGUGCUCCGUCGUCUACUGAAACAGGACGUGAUCCAACACAUCAAGCUGCGAGGAGACGAGGAUAAGAACGAUCCUAAACGCUACGUCUUCUCUGAGGGCAAGCCGGUGGACUACUUCGUCCUGAUCCUGGAAGGUCGCGUGGAGGUGACGGUGGGGCGCGAGAACCUCGUGUUCGAGGCCGGACCCUUCACAUACUUCGGCGUACAGGCGCUGACGCAGAACGUGGGGCUGGCUGAAGCCCCAGCCCCCUCAACGCUGGGCUCCCUGCAGAACCUGAACAUGGACUCGAUGCUGCGUCACUCGUUCGUGCCCGACUACUCCGUCAGAGCUAUCGCGGAGCUGUACUACCUCACUAUUAAGAGAUCGAUGUACUUAGCGGCGAAGCGAGCGACGCUGAUGGAGAAGGGAGUGCUCGGCCGCGGCGGCACCAACGAGCAGAUCGAACCCGAAGUCGAUAAGCUACUUCGUGAGGGCGAGAACAAUCGUAUAGAAGACAUCAGGGAGGACAGACCUCGCGAGGACAACGCUAAACCGUUCGUACCGACAUCAGCCAGCCCUCAUACGAACGCCACCUUCAAAACCGAGAAGGAACCAGCCAAUCCCGAAGAAGAGAAACUUCUGAAAAAGUAAAUAUUAUGAACUACUCUUCUUAUAGCUAGAAGAUAUCUUAUAUGUGACAGAAAUCGGCCUCUUGGUGAAAAUGGAGGUUGCAAGUUGGGUAAAUGACAAUUGUAUUGAAAUUACACUGGAUAGUAAGAAAAUUGAGUCAGAAACUAUAUUUUAAUACAAUUUGACAUUUAUUAAUAAUGUUUUUAUAAAAUAAAGCCGACCCCAACAUGAUUGGGAAAAUUGAGGAUUGGGCUCGGAGGAUGAUGAUGUUUUUAUAAAAUAAAAACUAGAAUAUACCAAUAUACUUAUAAUCUAUCAAAAAUACUGUCUCAAAUUUUUUGCUCGCCAGUGUAAUAUUUACUUAUUUUUUAUAUGAACAAAUGAAGUGCAAUUUUAAGUCUUCCUCUAUAAAACAAAACUUAAUAUUUUUUACCCAACUGAUGUCGAAAUAAAGAGAGUUAUAUAUGUCUUCCUGGCCGAUCUAGCUAUAAGAAGAGUUAUAUCAAAAAUAUAUACUUUUAUAUAAAUACAUACGUUCGUACAAAAACGUUGAAAACAAAUUAUAACAACUAGAAACUUUCAGAUACUUAUAAAAAACAAAUAAAUAUUUUAUUUUUGGAUUUUUCAUUCAGUAUAUAAAUUAUAUAAAAAUAAUGUCAUGACGAAUUCCUCUGUGUUUCGGAAAGCUCGUUAAACUGUAGGUCCCGGCUGUCAUUUGAACAUCCUUGGCAGUCAUUACGGGUAGCCAGAAGCCAGUAAGUCUGACACCAGUCUAACCAAGGGGUAUUGGGUUGCCCGGGUAACUGGAUUGAGGAGGUCAGAUAGGGCAGUCGCUCCUUGUAAAAUACUGGUACUCAGCUGCAUCCGGUUCUAAACUAAGAUCAUAUAGUUUUUAUAGACAUUUUAAUUUAUAUACGUAAUUUUCAUGACAUAUACCGCGUCCCGUGGGAACUACUGCCCGUACCGGGAUAAAAUAUAGCCUAUGUUACUCGGGAAGAGUGUAGCGCCCCAACAGUGAAAGAAUUUUUCAAUUCAGUUACUACUGAGUUUCGGAGUCUUUACAAAGAAACAAAGAAAUAUUUUAGUAUUGUAUAAAUUAAUACUGAAUGAAAAAACCCAAAAGUUCACCAGUUUUAAGUAAAAACUUUAGCUUAUAAGAAAAUAAUCUAUUUUAAUAGUAGAGACAAAACAAAUAAAUAUAUCAAUGUGCCUUCUGUGUGAAAGUUUACAGCCUUACUACAAAAACUUAAACAUCUGUUGAACACUUGUCUAAAAAACGGACCUUAUAUCACCGUCAUAAUGUGUCAUUUAGGCACCUGUUCAACAGAUGUUUAAAAGUUUUUGUAGUACGAAGUUUACGUAUGACUAUCAAAAUUAAUUUUGAAAAGUUUAACUUUUACCUAGUUAACUGUGCGAUAUAAACUUAUUUUUAACCUGUCUCAGAGCAUACUGCAAACUUUUAGUCGGCCGACAGUUUGUUUGGGCUCAUAAAUCAGUAUGAAGAUGAAUGGUAGUACGCACAUUACAAAGAUCAGGUAUUUACCAAAAAGCAAGUCAACUAUCGACCGACUGUUUAGUCUCAAAGUGUGCGGGUAGGCUUAGUAAUUACAAAAUUAAUUAUGACAUGCUUUUUUAAAAAUUUAAAUGAACAAUUUGUGCUAUUUACUUUAUAGUUUUUUUUUUAUGUAGAAUGAUCAGAGAUAAUAUAAUAAGCUAGUAAAGUAAAGCGGAGCGGAGAAGAAAUUUAUACCUAAAUCCAACUUCUAACUGUUAUAAAUACUAUGCUAAAAACCGCAUCAAAAUCGGUCUAACUACACGUGAGGUAAUUAUUCACAGACAUACAUACAGGUCAAAUUGAACCUUCCUUUUUUGAUGUCGGUUAAAGUCUCCGUUCCACUUUGGUGCAAUCUUACACAUUUAAAAUAUCGCACAGAAAAACUCUAGAUGCAUGAAACAAAAACUAUAAUUCGUAAUAAUUUAGUAUAUUUAAAAAAUAAUAUUAAAAAUAUUUUUAAUAGAUUUUAUAAUCGAAGCAUUUUGUGUAUUAACAAAACUAGCUUUUAGUUUAUAGAUUUUGUUGAUUUUUUUAAAUAAUGCAUUUUGAUUUUAGAUGGCAACACUGACAAUUGUUAACUUUAUAAUCUGUACAGCAAAAAAAAAAAUAUAUAUAUUUUAGAUUUUUUGCUGGUAACUGUCAUUGAACAUCCUUGGCAGUCGUUACGGGUAGUCAGAAGCCAGUAAGUCUGACACCAGUCUUACUAAUGGGUAUUGGGUUGCCCGAGUAACUGGGUUGAGGAGGUCAGAUAGGCAGUCGCUCCUUGUGGCACACUGGUACUCAGCUGCAUCCGGUUAGACUGGAAGCCAACCCCAACAUAGUUGGGAAAAGGCUCGGGUGAUGAUGUCUAUACGCUUCAAAUUAGGUGCUUUUUAUUCAUAUCAGAAUUUAAAAAUCAAAUUAAUCUUAAAGCCAUCUAAAGUCUUUAUGCUUUUAAAUAUGUAACAUACAUUUUGAAACCACUCAAUGCUAUCCUGUUUUAAUAUUUCUCAAAUUAUUAUUUUAAUUAUUAAAUUAUAAAAAAUUGGCUUCAAUAAUAUACCUUGUCCUGACAAAUAUGAUGCUGAAAACUGAAUCAAAUCGGUUUAGCAAAACAUGAGAUAAUCGCGCACAAACAUUUAUACAUUCAGGUUGGUCACACUGAAUACCUCCUUUUCUGAAGUCGGUUAAAAUUGAUUUGUAACGUAAAUGACAGUAGUAUUUUAUUUUUACAAUUUCUAUUAUUAUUUUCUGCAGUCUGUGGUUUCAAUGUGUGUUGCCAGUUGUUUAAAUGUACUUAUAAAUUUUUUGGCAUGGCAAUAUUUGUUAGCCAUUUAUAUUUUUAUUGUAUCGUUAAAUCAUGCAUCACGGUAUGUAAUAUUAUUAAUUUGUAAUUAUUUCAAUUUUACUAUCAAAAGUUUCUAUAGCAAAUGUAUUUCGAAAAAUUAUAAUUUUAAGCAUUUAUUUCGAUUUUAUUUCGCAAAUAAAUGAUUUUUACAGAUUUCUUUUGGUUUAUUUUUUUAAUUUUGAACCUUUUGUUUUUGUAUUUAUGUACCUUUUUUUUUUCAAAUAAUAUUCAUCUAUAAUCAGUGUUAAAAUUUAAAAAGUAAUUUUUCAAUCAAAUAUUUUGUAAGUAUAAAUCCGAUAUCUUCCUGCAAAGUGCCUUAACUUGUUGAAAAGGCAUUGAUAUGCACAACAUAUUUAUCAUAAUUUUCAAAAUCAUCUUGUUCACACAAAUCCAUUCAUUUAAAAGUUUUAAAACCACAGUGCCUCGAAAUAAACAAGAUAUUUUAAUAAUAAAUAACUAUAUGAAUAGCUAUCCUUAUGUAUUUUAUUUAAGAAAAGUUAUAUAAAUGUAAGAAAUAUCUAUAUUUGAGUAAUACGUAGUGAGCAUGUUAUCAAAAAAUAUAUAUUUAGAGAAAUAUAAUGAUUUUAGAUGCUUGAA
This is a messenger RNA of Helicoverpa zea (corn earworm), 6298 nucleotides long. Its product is annotated as unextended protein-like. Bases 69 to 2840 code for a protein of 923 amino acids. Gene Ontology annotation, biological process: transport; magnesium ion homeostasis. Lineage: Eukaryota; Metazoa; Arthropoda; Insecta; Lepidoptera; Noctuidae. Gene Ontology annotation, cellular component: plasma membrane. The record is from RefSeq and is a predicted model, not a curated record. The transcript is spliced from 14 exons. Gene Ontology annotation, molecular function: transmembrane transporter activity.